Messenger RNA from Impatiens glandulifera, 1546 nucleotides. RefSeq names its product obg-like ATPase 1. The transcript has 12 exons. The record is from RefSeq and is a predicted model, not a curated record. Gene Ontology annotation, cellular component: cytoplasm. The coding region runs from base 121 to 1299 and encodes 392 amino acids. Gene Ontology annotation, molecular function: ATP hydrolysis activity; ATP binding; GTP binding. Lineage: Eukaryota; Viridiplantae; Streptophyta; Magnoliopsida; Ericales; Balsaminaceae.
GGGGGAGUGCGGCGCCAAUUGAACAAACCCUAAACCUGCUAUCUGCUGCGCAUUGGAGGCUGGAAGCUGAUUCUUCGUUUCCACUUGAAGCACCCAUCCACAUCUCUGAACAAGCUAAUUAUGCCUCCGAAGGCAAAGAAGGAAGCUCCGGUCGAAAGGCCCAUUCUUGGCCGUUUCUCUUCUCACUUGAAAAUCGGAAUCGUUGGAUUGCCAAAUGUGGGCAAGUCUACCCUUUUCAACACCUUGACGAAACUGUCAAUACCCGCUGAGAACUUUCCAUUUUGUACCAUUGAGCCUAAUGAGGCACGGGUUAAUAUCCCCGAUGAACGUUUUAAUUGGCUUUGCCGGUUGCACAAUCCGAAGACUGAGGUAUCAGCUUUUCUUGAAAUUCAUGAUAUAGCUGGACUUGUGAAAGGUGCUCAUGAAGGGCAAGGAUUAGGGAACAGUUUUCUCUCUCACAUUCGUGCAGUUGAUGGAAUUUUUCACGUCUUACGUGCUUUUGAAGACCCAGAUAUUAUCCAUGUUGAUGACACGGUUGAUCCAGUCAGGGAUCUAGAAAUUAUUACCGAAGAAUUACGGCUCAAGGACCUUGAGUUCAUGGCAAGAAAGAUAGACGAUGUUGAGAAGAGCAUGAAGAGAAGUAAUGACAAGCAGCUGAAGAUAGAGCUUGAGCUGUGUAUGCGGGUCAAGGCAUUUAUAGAGGAGGGGAAAGAUGUUCGUUUAGGGGAUUGGAAAACUGCAGAUAUUGAAAUACUGAAUACCUUCCAAUUGCUGAGUGCCAAACCUGUUGUUUAUUUAGUUAACAUGAAUGAAAGAGAUUAUCAGAGGAAAAAGAACAAGUUUCUGCCCAAAAUUCAUGCUUGGGUUCAGGAACAUGGAGGGGAGCAAAUCCUUCCUUUCAGUGCAGGCCUAGAGAGAAAUCUUGCUGAUAUGCCUGAAGAUGAAGCUGCAAAGUAUUGUGAGGAAAACAAAGUACAAAGUGCCCUACCAAAGAUCAUAAAGACUGGAUUUGCGGCCAUCAACCUUAUUUACUUUUUCACUGCAGGCCCUGAUGAGGUCAAAUGCUGGCAGAUUAGAAAACUAACAAAGGCUCCUCAAGCUGCUGGAACCAUUCAUACCGACUUUGAGAAGGGAUUCAUUUGUGCUGAGGUUAUGAAGUUUGAAGAUCUAAAGGAGCAUGGCAGUGAAACAGCUGUUAAGGCUGCUGGCAAGUACAAACAGGAAGGUAAAACAUAUGUUGUUCAAGAUGGAGACAUCAUAUUUUUCAAGUUCAAUGUUUCUGGUGGUGGAAAGAAGUGAGAUUGGCUUGGGAAGUUUGAAUGUAACAUUCAUCAAUUAGCAUCAUCAUCAUCAUCUCUACUUAUUUAUGUUUAUUACUACUGGGUUGAGUUUGUAUUAAAUUUUUGUCCUUUUAAGUUGGAUCCGAUCCACUAUAACUUAAGUUUUUUAUUUAUUUCUGUUGAAUAGGCCAGACACUAGUAAUUGGCCUGAAAGCCAAUAACAGUACUGUUUUGUGAUCCUCCUUUAUUUAUUGAAUAUUUAAGCA